AUGAACGCAUCGAUUGCCGUGCUCACUCUCACCUGUCUCUUCAAAGUGUGCGUAGCGGCCCAGGUAAGUGGUUCCGGUGAAUUUCACCCCGGCUUGCUGUUAAUUGACCUUCCCAUCGAAACAGCCGAUGAUGGAAGAAUAAAUUACAUUUCGCUCACUGGAAACGGAUACACCGAUAGCGAUCUGCCUUCGGUUUCGUCGGCCUCGCCGAUCGGCGAUGCUGGCGACGGAUUAACGCAGGGGCUCCUCCGGUGGACUUCCACGGCCGAGGCGAAGGAUCUGCUGCCACGGUUGCUGCGUAGGAACCCGGAUUUGCUUGACAGUCUGAGCGCCGCCUUGGCAUCCGAUGGCGAGUUGAUCAACGAGCAGGAUAAUAUGAUCGAUCAACCGGACGAUGUCCUUUCGGGUCAUCAUGCCAAGGACGAGGGAUUCUUCGAAGGGUACGAUUCGAUGCGAAACUCGUACCCGAAGCGGGCACCGACAGGAUUCACCGGGAUGCGAGGUCGGAGGAUUCCUUCCGGAUUCAAUGGUGUCCGUGGUAAGAAGUCCUUCUACAGCUGGAGAAGCCACUCGAUCCCGGGCAGCCAAAACUCGUACAAGGAUGGCAAACGGGCACCGUCGGGUUUUCUAGGAAUGCGUGGUAAAAAGAGCUUCGACAUGGCGCAGGAUCAGCGAUGGAGAAUGGACGAUCUGUUUGCCAACGAUCCACCGAAGGAAUACCCCAGCUAUUUGAUACUAGACCCAACGCUGGGACCCUCGCUGCACAUUAACCCAGCGCCUCCGAAACGAGUUCCCAACGGAUUUAUGGGACUUCGAGGAAAAAAGGACUGUUGUUAAAUAGGCUUUCCGGUACAGGAAAUGGCAACUGCAAAGAUCGCAAAAAGGGAACGAAAAAUCGAUGGAAAAUGCAAAUACUGUCAGCGUAUCAAUAAUCUCCUAAUUAUCGUCUACUGGUCGAGCAUCUGCUGUUAAACAUAUCAUCGUGGUCAUCAUUAUCAGUGCCGGGCGUGGUGGAAGUGGUAGCAGUAGUGCCAACGGAGCAGUAUUAUUGGAACAUACUUUGCGUUCUGUCGUUAUCUACUCUCUAACUACUCUGAGCACCGAUAAAACGUGUCCGUGUCGAUGAUGGCAGCCCAUCACUCUGC
Anopheles cruzii is the source of this 1145-nucleotide messenger RNA. Its product is annotated as tachykinins-like. The record is from RefSeq and is a predicted model, not a curated record. Bases 1 to 837 code for a protein of 278 amino acids. Lineage: Eukaryota; Metazoa; Arthropoda; Insecta; Diptera; Culicidae. The transcript is spliced from 8 exons.